Messenger RNA from Wickerhamiella sorbophila, 810 nucleotides. Its product is annotated as Tethering factor for nuclear proteasome STS1. Gene Ontology annotation, cellular component: nucleus. Bases 1 to 810 code for a protein of 269 amino acids. The record is from RefSeq and is a predicted model, not a curated record. The transcript has a single exon. Gene Ontology annotation, biological process: proteasome localization; nuclear protein quality control by the ubiquitin-proteasome system. NCBI's taxonomy places the organism in Eukaryota, Fungi, Ascomycota, Dipodascomycetes, Dipodascales, Trichomonascaceae.
AUGGCUAGACAGUACGAUGCGGGCUGGGACGAGAUGAUCCGGCCCAUGAGCACAGUGCGUAUCACAAACACACCCGAAAAUAAACGAAAACGGCGGCUGGAUGACCGACGGGGUCCCUGGUCUUUCCCUGCUCCGCCCUCGCCCACCGCAGGUCUGCACCACAAAAGAGCCCGAACAGAAAAAGGUCUUGCUGUGGCGGUUCCGCUGGCAAGACGCCUGGAGCUGCUAGAGACCCAGGAGCUGGUCUCCCUUGUUUCCCAGCUGUGCGAGAUCCAUCCGGAGAUCGUGGCUACGGUCAACCGCCUUGCCCCGCCCAUCACUAUGGAGAGAGCACUCGCAUGUUUGGAGGGCUAUCUCAAGCGCGUCACAGACGCUUUACCUUACAAGGGCGACCAAGCCAAUGACUAUGCCUAUUUGCGGGUCCAGGAGCCUUUGAACAAGUUUUUCACCGCCCUGGCAGACUACACCGGGGCGUUUUUGCCACCCCAUGAGUUCCAGCCCGUCCAGGCGCUCGAAUUUUUGGACGGUGCUACGACUCUGGUUCACAGACUGCCCGUGUGGUCCUCUGAAGUCAACAACCACCUCCGCAACCGCGCGUACGAGGAACUGGGCGUCGCAUGGACGUCUAUGCUACGAGUCGUAGCAUCCAAUUCACCCUUAGGCCUCCCGGCUACUUGGGAAUCGCGCAUCCGUCGUCAUAAUGAAAGAUCAAACGGUCGCCUGAACCUCACCAUUGAAGUUUUGGACGAGCUGGCCCCUAACUGUGCGCCCACAAGUCAUGUGUCUACUGCAGUCGCUUGGGCUGGCUGA